UGGAUGACGCGCUCAGGGCUCUUCUUGAGGUCACUAAAACGUUUACGGGACGGGGAGGGGAAGAGGAAAUCUUUCCUCUGCUCUGUCGCUAGUGACCUGGCUCUAAUCGACAUAAAUCAAAAAUUAGUUUAUCGGCACUGACGUGUGCUCAUUGCACGUUUCCUGUCAGGCCAUUUUAUGAACUGCACGCAGAAUGAUGUUUGCCAUUAAUAAAUUACAUUUGACAACAUAUAUCCUAAUGAUUUAGCAGCUUUGUCGACGGCGGGCAUGAAUGAACCAGAAGCAAAGGAUAUAACCAGAAUAAAAUCCCUCCUCUUUUUCUCGUACUCUAUAGAAAAUGGGUGUUCCUCUCUCACGCAUCCCUCACGUUUCUACCCCCACCUCACCUUCUUUGUAAAGAAAAAAUAGGAGCUACGCGAGGAGGAGGAGGAGGAGGGUGAGUGGGGUGUGAAAAAAAUAAGGUGAAUUAUACAACACCCCAGCUAUCUGAAGCUCCCUCCUUCCCGUCCCCUCCUCUAUGCAUUAAACUACAACAGCUGGUGGCGGCGCUCUGUAGCCUUCACCGGGAGCACCGCCGGUUCCAGUCCGCAGGCAUGUCGGCCGGGGGCUCCGACGGCACGGCGGACAAACCGGCAGAUCAAGCUGCAGAGGAGGAGGAGGGGCCAAGCCAAACAGGAUCCGCGAUGCCAUCUGUUGAGCUGCCAAGGAAACGGAAAGGAGAGUUGGAGGAGAGGUCAGAAACCCAUGUACAACAGAGCCUCAACUUCAACUUGGAGGAUGACCUCAGCAGAUCUGGGGGAGAGGAUCAGCAAGUCAAAAUGAAAUGUUUCAGGGAGCCUCAUCGGCAGAUUGAAAAGCGGCGGAGGGACAAAAUGAACAACCUCAUUGACGAGCUUUCCUCCAUGAUUCCUGCCUGCCAGCCCAUGGCACGAAAACUGGACAAGCUCACUGUGCUACGAAAAGCUGUACAACACCUGAAAGCCCUCAAAGCUGGGGCAAGCGGCGCCUUUGCAGACACCAAGCACAAGCCUUGCAUCCUGCCUCAUGACGACCUUAGGCACCUUCUGCUUAGGGCUACAGAUGGCUUCCUGUUAGUUGUCAGGUGUGACCGGGCGAAAAUCCUGUUCAUCUCCGAGUCUGUCUCCAAGAUCCUUAACUUCAGCAAGUUGGAGCUAACUGGGCAGAGCUUGUUCGAUUUCAUCCACCCAAAAGAUAUCCACAAGGUGAAGGAACAGCUUUCAUCCUCAGAGAUGCUCCCCCAGCAACGCCUCGUCGACGCAUCAACAGGGGAUCAGGUCCAGGUGGAACCCCCUGUCAGGCCAUCCCACUUGGCCACUGGAGAUCGCCGAUCCUUCUUCUGCCGUAUGAAGCACAGUCGGGUCGCAGGGAAGCACGAAGUCAAGCACUCGCUGCCCAGCGUUUCUAAGAAGAAAGAAACAUACAGAUACUGUACCCUCCACUGCACCGGUUACAUGCGGACUUGGCCGAGCAGCCAGUUGGACCCUGAGGGUGACGACGCAGAUAAGGAGACCUCCAGCCUGACCUGCCUAGUGACGGUGUGCCGACUCCACCCACACGUUUCCCACCAGCCCCCAAAAGACGUCAACGUCAAAGCCACCGAGUUCGUAACUCGCUGUGCAAUCGACGGCAACUUCACUUUUGUAGAUCAACAAGCCACGACAGUUAUUGGUUAUUUGCCACAGGAAGUUCUUGGCACCUCCUGUUACGAGUACUUCCACCAGGAUGACCUGCAGCAUCUGGCAGGGAAGCACAGGCAAGUUCUUCGAAGCAAAGAGAAGAUUGAGACACAAUGCUACAAGUUCAAAACAAAACAUGGCUCCUAUGUAACGCUCCAAAGCAAGUGGUUUAGUUUCACAAAUCCAUGGACCAAAGAAGUCGAGUUUAUCGUCUCUUCGAACAGGGUUAUCUCGGGGCCUGGUCACACAAAAGAUGAGAGCGAGGCCGUCAGCUCGAAAUCGGCUCAGGAAGACGCAAAGCAAAUCCCAGAAAUUCCCGGCCUCUCCACUGGUGUGGGUACGAUGAUCUACUCAGGCAGCAUAGGGACCCAAAUCGCAAACGAGUUAGUUGACACCUACAGGGCAAACUCAUCCCCAUCAAGUGGAGCUUCAAGUCCUUUUGGCUCUGUCCAGGAAAAAUGUCCACAGACCAGCAGGAGUACUUCCAGCAGAGAGGAGGAAGCAGGCAGCUCUUCACACUCCCAGUCCCAGGCUGAUUCCAGUAGAGAAGUAGCUGGAAGCAGCGCAGCGCCUGAUGGUCAAGAAAAAAAACAGAUUUCAGACGUCCGACUUGGUGGCUUGUAGACCAGCAAUAAAGCGCAUGUGGAGGCUGACAUUGCUGUGUCCUUUCUGCAAGCAGAUUAUGGUGGGAAUAAUGUAAGUAGUUCAGAGUUCUAACUACACUUAGUGCAGCAUUAAAUCUUAAUUACAGCAUAUGCCACUGUAAAUAGUCUUGACACUAGCAGUGGUGAACACACAGGCACCACAUGACAUGAUUGCUGUUGCUGUUUACCAUUUAAUUGAGUCCUAUGCAAUUUAUUCAUUUAUUACUGGAAGCCAAUUUAAUGCUAUCCCCAUUAAUUGAUUGACUAAGCAGUUUCUUUUUCAAAGACUCUGGUCCGGAGAUGACAACUUCUGUCUUGUCUGAAUUUAGAAGCAGAAAAUGUAGUCAUCCAUGUUUUUAUGUCUUCAAGACUUGCCUGUAGUCUAACUGGUUGGACUCAUCAGGAUUUGAUUAUCCAACCAUUUCCAUUUCCUACCCCGGGAGGUUACAUAGCAAGCAACCAGAACUACAUAUCUUUGUGAUGGUAAGGGGUGAAAUGACCAACACCAAGCCAAUAAUUGUCGAGGAUGCUUUCCAAGUAAACAAGGCAGUACUCAGCACCAAUAAAUUGAGAUGAAAACAAAGCUCUAAUAAUUGCUACCAGUAUAUUAUAUGAAAGUUUGUAAAGUUCUUUCCUGUUUGGUAUCACCCAGGUGAGCCGCCCCAGCUGGACUUGGAUGUCCUGGGGCUCAGCAGUUUCAGCAGUGACGAGGCAGCCAUGGCCGUCAUCAUGAGCUUGCUGGAGACGGAUGUGAACAUGGGCCAAUCGGGGGACUUUGAGGAUUUACACUGGCCU
Messenger RNA from Girardinichthys multiradiatus, 3136 nucleotides. RefSeq names its product aryl hydrocarbon receptor nuclear translocator-like protein 2. The record is from RefSeq and is a predicted model, not a curated record. Gene Ontology annotation, molecular function: RNA polymerase II cis-regulatory region sequence-specific DNA binding; protein dimerization activity; DNA-binding transcription factor activity, RNA polymerase II-specific. Lineage: Eukaryota; Metazoa; Chordata; Actinopteri; Cyprinodontiformes; Goodeidae. Gene Ontology annotation, cellular component: nucleus; cytoplasm; transcription regulator complex. Gene Ontology annotation, biological process: regulation of transcription by RNA polymerase II. The transcript has 17 exons. The coding region runs from base 594 to 2321 and encodes 575 amino acids.